Molecule: messenger RNA, 249 nt
Organism: Staurois parvus
Lineage: Eukaryota; Metazoa; Chordata; Amphibia; Anura; Ranidae
Source: the annotation of a GenBank genome assembly
AUGCCUAAGCACAAUUCUGCAACGUUGACAUGUGAUAGUAAAACCAUACAUAUCAUCACAACUACUUUGUACAUCCAGGUGGAUUAUAAUUUGUUUUUUCCAGGACAAAUUGGGCUUUCAUUUGGUGGUAAAUGCGCGCUGUGCGGCGCACUCCCAGCAGAAAGGCAGGUACUCAAAUAUGAGGCCCCACAAAAAAAAGCCCAGUUCUGUGAGGCGGCAUAUUUGUGUUACGUUGGCUUGAAGGGGUUA